Molecule: messenger RNA, 1107 nt
Organism: Ectocarpus siliculosus
Lineage: Eukaryota; Phaeophyceae; Ectocarpales; Ectocarpaceae
Source: the annotation of a GenBank genome assembly
AACGCCAUCUUCCGUGUUCCCUCAUGUAAAUGUCACCCUCCAGACGUGGUAGGAAAGCCCGCAAGUUCUCUCCGAAGAGGUCAUGGACACCCAUCGAGACCGAGAUUGUGCAAAAGUGGGUCGAAAACCAGUGGCUCGCGAUGGUGGAGGGCUUGGACGACCUCUAUUGGAUGUACGCCACGGUUGCCCGCGAUGACGUCAACACGCUGGUGUUGACGAACGACCUCAUGCGGGACCACCGAAACUUCUUUCCGGGAACUCGAGAGUUCGUCCGCUGGAAGCGCAGCCACCUCGUGUCCUUCUCCUUCCUCUGGGAGAAAGGCGGGCCUCAAGCAUGGAUGCAGGGCAAGCAGCCGGAGGAGUCCCCGACCCCUCCGGCGAUCAAUCUUUCUCCGGGAGCUUCGUGGAAAGAAGUGCAGAGAACGGGCUCAAACUGGCAUCUGCCUGUUCGAGUGAGGCGAAACUCCAAGAAGCACAACUGCGACAAUAAUAGCGACCGCGACGACGGCUCGCGCGACCAUGCCGAGCCGAUCAAAAGCUGCCUGUGUAUCCCGAUGCCAACGUCGAUGACACGGGCCUCCGAUCCUUCCCGCUCGUCGACGUACUCACGCCCGAAGAAGUCAUCGUUGUUGCCGACGGACGAUGGGGGAAUAGAAAAGAGAGAGGAGGAAGGGGAUCGAUAUCGCCGAACUAUCAACACGGCAUAGUUGCCAUGCAUGCGUGCGAUGGCAUGGCGCGGGUGGGUUCGGUGUGUUGGAGGACUACGUGUGUGGGUGAACACCACCGAUGCGGGCGCCUGGCGAACAAAAUGCUUUAAUAUGGACUGUGACUUGUGCCGCGUUAUCGGUUGUGACUUGUGCCGCAUGAACUUUCCGAGGCGAUUUCACUCCCAUCCCGUUGCCGUCGUUGUCGCCGGGACGGUUCGAAGCGGGGGUCUGGACAUUCCCGUCCUUGACCCCCAAACGGGUGCAUCUUGAGUGGAGAAGCCCCUUGGAGGGUACAGUUAGCUCGAUAUAUUUUGUCCUCGUUGCUAUCCGUGGACGGCGCUGUAACACGAUUCUCUAGUCUGACCUUGAUAAUAGCCUUUGAGAGUGGCACCGCUAGAAA